AGUAACCCUUUACUCAUUCACCCUCAUACUCACUAUCUCCAAUACACUAUCACUUUACUUAUUCACCCUCAUACUCACUAUCUCCAAUAUACUAUCUCUUUACUUAUUCACCCUCAUACUCACUAUCUCCAAUACACUAUCUCUUUACUUAUUCACCCUCAUACUCACUAUCUCUUUACUUAUUCACCCCCAUACUCACUAUCUCCAAUACACUAUCUCUUUACUUAUUCACCCUCAUACUCACUAUCUCCAAUACACUAUCUCUUUACUUAUUCACCCUCAUACUCACUAUCUCCAUUUACUUAUAUACCCAAUACUCAUUCUGUUUCCAACAGAGUAACCCUUUACUCAUUCACCCUCAUACUCACUAUCUCCAAUACACUAUCACUUUACUCAUUCACCCUCAUACUCACUAUCUCCAAUAUACUAUCUCUUUACUUAUUCACCCCAUACUCACUAUCUCCAAUACACUAUCUCUUUACUUAUUCACCCUCAUACUCACUAUCUCCAAUACACUAUCUCUUUACUUAUUCACCCUCAUACUCACUAUCUCUUUACUUAUUCACCCCCAUACUCACUAUCUCCAAUACACUAUCUCUUUACUUAUUCACCCCAUACUCACUAUCUCCAAUACACUAUCUCUUUACUUAUUCACCCUCAUACUCACUAUCUCCAAUACACUAUCUCUUUACUUAUUCACCCCCAUACUCACUAUCUCCAAUACACUAUCUCUUUACUUAUUCACCCUCCUACUCACUAUCUCCAAUACACUAUCUC
Molecule: messenger RNA, 777 nt
Organism: Pecten maximus
Lineage: Eukaryota; Metazoa; Mollusca; Bivalvia; Pectinida; Pectinidae
Product: dynein heavy chain-like
Exons: 2
Source: RefSeq, a predicted model, not a curated record